This is a messenger RNA of Rhipicephalus microplus (southern cattle tick), 3634 nucleotides long. RefSeq names its product Sodium/potassium-transporting ATPase subunit beta-1-interacting protein (gene NKAIN). Lineage: Eukaryota; Metazoa; Arthropoda; Arachnida; Ixodida; Ixodidae. Gene Ontology annotation, biological process: regulation of sodium ion transport. The record is from RefSeq and is a predicted model, not a curated record.
CCGUUGUGUACACGGUGUUUUGUUUUGUGUCGUGCAUUUGUGCCGCUUCUACAGGGCAAUGCUGUAAACAAAACUGGAAGUCAGGGCUUACGAAGUAAUGAUGCCUCUCAAGUGGGACUCCUCUUUGUCACUCGGAGCUCUACGAUGCUGGAACGAAUAUAGUAUGUGACGUGAAUUCGUGAUGCGGUGGAUGCCAUGUUAGUGUCACCUGCAGCCGUGCUGCGGUUGCGACCGCAUCAGACAACGAUUGUUGUUCGUUGUGUGUCCACGUUCUUGUGAGUAUGGAUAGUUAGGCACCGUGCGACCACAGUCUGCAAAGCAUGUCUUGCUGCGGCGCGAGGAUCUUGGUCUUGGCGAUUUGCAUCAUUCAGCUGAUCGCAACAUUCCAACGCCAAGUCUUCGACUUCCUGGGAUACAUGUGGGCGCCCAUCCUGGCCAACUUCUUCCAGAUCAUUUUCGUCAUCUUCGGCUUCUUCGGAACGUACCACUACCGGCCAAGAUAUGUCGUUGCCUACAUCAUCUGGACUCUCUUGUGGAUCGGAUGGAAUCUCUUUGUCAUCUGCAUUUACAUGGAAAUCGGUGCCCUGAACAGGGAUUCCAGCAUUCUGGACAUGGGCACUGGAAGUCGAAGCUGGUGGGAGGCCAACGGCUUUGGCUGCGUGGCCAUCUUCAACUAUAGCUCUUCCGACGACAUCUUGGCUGUCACUAAGCCGGUGUCGGUGGCGGGAUGUGUGCUUCCUUACUACUAUGUGGAAUGCAUUCAAGCUGGCGUGCAGUGCCUGUUAGCGUUUGUGGGCUUUGUUGGAGGUUGCUACCUGAUCUACCUUUACACUCAGGAAGAUGAUUCAUUUGCACCCAGAAGAAAAAGCAGCAAAAGAAAACCACUGAACAGCCUGCCUUAUAGCAUCGAGUUCCGUACUGACCCACCUGCUGCAGACGGUGGCGGCCCCUCUGCGGGUGUCGGGUUGGGCCGCGCACACAUGACUCCUCGACGAGUGAAGCGGCGUUCGACUCGCUCCAAACGGUCGUCGGGCCAGACGCAGUACCAGAAUCCUGUGACGCGCCUGCUCGACCGGUCCCUGGACACGUCGAGCAACGACAGCUACGCCCAUUUUGGCGGUCAGUGCAACCCAGUCUACCUGGGAUCCCGCACCAGCCUCCACUCGCUGUAUGGCAAGGCCAACCCCAACCUCAGUGGGCCUCUGCGGACGACCCACCAGCACAGCGCCACUACAGGGCUGCCCUCUACAAGGCACUCCACAAGGGGGCGCCACCAGCCCUACGUGGACAGCUCUGAGACAAUGAUAUGAGUGGUGUGGAGCACAUUGUGCCUGCGCAAAAGUGUGCGUGUGAGCAUGAAGGUGUGCUCAGUGCUUAGAGGCAAGACGUCAUCUUUUUUCUGGUGGGUUGUUAGGUGGUAGAGCAUGACCAUUCCUACAAUAUUACCAUAUGCACAUUGGUUAGCAGUAUGAAAUGAAUGUGUAGAUAGGGGUCAGUAGGAUAGAAUAUUCAGGUUUCAACUCCUCACCUGAAAAAGAACAGAAGAUGAAUAGGUCCUAGGCUUGAGUGUAGUAACUGCUUAAGGCCAUCUGGUUACCUUUAAACAUGCGAGUGAGUUUAGUGUAGAACCCUGUGCUGUUUUUGACUGCGCAGCCGCUGUUCUCGUGUACCCGUGUUGACGUUGAAGGCUGUACUUUAUUGAACAGCAACUUUCAGCAGUGUUGCUAUACUAAAAGAAUUAAUUUCAGGGAGCGAGAAAGCAGUUGCAAAAGAAAAUCUGUUAUACAAUAUGCUGUGCUCACAGGAGAUGAAAUAUUCCUUGAGUUUAUAUCAGCAGAAGCCAGAAUACUGACCUGAACCUUGUUAUCCUUACAAUUUAUUGCCAUAAAUUUCUGCCCAUGUACAGCCACUUUUAUUGGACUCUCUUUUAAAAGGCGUUCUGCAUUGUUUUGAAACAUCAUUGAGCACAGCCAUGUCAUGCCACUUACCACAUGUACUUGCGUCAUUGACAUUGCUAGGUGCAUUCUUGUUGUCCUUGUUGUUAAUCUUUUGCUUUAUUUCUUUUGUGUUUGUUUGUGUGUGCUAGACUGCAUGGUGGUUGCGAACUAUGCUUGGCAUUUGCAUUCGUCAACUGAGAAGUGCCGUUAAAUCGCCCCUUUACAAUUCGGCUUUCGUUCGUAAUCUUGCGGGCUGUUUCGCAGUAAUAUCUCAGUGAUGAUGCGGGCACGCAUCGCCUAAAGUAGUGAUAUUGUAUGCAGUUUUACUUUUAUUGCAAGGAAGCUAAUGAAGGUGCCAGCCUUUUUAACCUCACCAAAUGAAUUUGCCUGGUCUAGAUCUCAUGAUUAUACCAAUUACAAAAUUUAUUACUGCUAUCAGUUUUUAGCAUUAUACCUGCUCUCACCAAAGAACAAAGUUUGGAGAUUCUGAAAUUCAUUCAUUUCUUUCUAGCAUUGUGCUGCGAGCAGGAAAUGAGGAAAAGGCAAGGUAAUUUCUUCAGAAGUGCAAAGGUGAUACUCCUCAGCCUUCAUCUUCUGUUACUUGCUUUUUGAACCCUAUUUUCGUGCUUCUAUAUAGAUGGUUCAUAGUAAUUCCAACACAGAAAUUUAAAAUCUGUGAUUUUACUUGAAACAUAAUUCAAGGUUUUGGUUGGCCCACUUUCUUUCAGUUGAAUAUUGAGGUGGCUUAGUUCAAACAAGGUUUUUAAUAACAUAAGUGAAACGUUCCUGUUUCUCACAAGAAGCACAGCUGAACACCUCAGAGCAUUUUAGACCAAGUUGGGAAUAGUGGGAAUGUGCCCACGUACGGUGUGCUGUAUGUGACCAACAUGGUAGCAUGUCCGUGGCUUGGAUUACUCUUUUGUGAGAACUUAUAAUUUUGUUUCUAGCUGAAUUGCAUUCAAAACUUCCAAUUCCUCAUUUAAAAAAAUCUUCUGUGCUCCUGGGAACUGAGUAGACUGCAAAUUGUAAGUUCUCAAGGCACAUCUGUUUUUGUAUAUUCAAAAUAAUUUUUGAAAAGAUUCUUUCAUUAGUCUGUUCAUUUUCGUACCAUCUUGGGGCAAUCAGCUUUUGAUGGCUGUAGAUGUUGAUGCUGUUGACUGUUUUCAAAGGCAGAGCUUGACAGUGUCUACAAGCUUUCUUUUGCCGUGUCUACCUCCCGAGUUUUGUCAGUUUCUUGCUCGUGUCAAAGCUUCAAUCUUCACUUUGCAUAUUUAUUGUACUCCUUGUGUGAUGGGGCUUUGCAUUCAUUGCAAAACCAAUGUUCUCAUUUCUGAUCAUGUGAGAAAGAUGUGUGAAACAUUUAGCAUCACACAUUCAUACGCACAAAAUAUGGCACAAUGUAGUUUAGCUUUUAAAAGCCGACUUUGCACUGAAGUGACGAUAACAAACUCAUGCUGUUAGCAUUUUUAAAAAUUUGUGUUUAAUUAUUUAUGGCAUGGUCACAUCAAUUUUUUCCUAUGGCUUACUUCUUAGCCUUCUUUUUAAUAGUUAUAAGAUGGCGGAACAGCUAUACCAUUUUUUUACUUUUUCGGGGUAGAACAGUGCUACAUUUUAUCAGAUCUGUCUGGGCAUUGCAAUUAGCUUCCUUUUUGUUUACAGGUAGCCAACACCUUUAAAGGGCCACUCACCAGGUUUGA